Molecule: messenger RNA, 1008 nt
Organism: Sclerotinia sclerotiorum 1980 UF-70
Lineage: Eukaryota; Fungi; Ascomycota; Leotiomycetes; Helotiales; Sclerotiniaceae
Exons: 2
Coding region: 1-1008 (335 amino acids)
Source: RefSeq, a predicted model, not a curated record
AUGGACCGUAUCAACAAUCAUACUGGUGGGAUCUCAGGGUUGGGCUUUUAUGAGAUACCAAGCUUUUCCGAUGGCCUACCCAGAGCGCAAGAUGACCAGGGUGAGAGUACGGCGGACAAUUGGAAUCAUACAUAUUUGCCAGCCAGCAACUGGCCACCAAGUCCGUUCAUUCCGAGUACUGUCAGACCUAAAGCGUUGAACCUCAGCGCAUCAUUCGCCUCAACCAUCUCUAUUGCUACCACGGAAUCUAGUCAAAUCUCGACAUAUUCGUCGAAGUCCACUGCGGUUGCAAGUAGUCCAGAAUAUACUCCAAGUCCUUCCCCUACGAAGGGCCAAUCAGUGGUGGACCAAGCCCGUCAGACGCGUGCUCGACAGAUGCUUCCAAAUUCGAGGCCUACUCGAAAUAGUAAUGCGGCAAUUCUCGGACAGUCGAAUGAUAGAAUAGAUCCGGAAAACCACCUCGAACCUCAACUGGUAACAAACAGGCCAGCAAAGCAUCGACGCGGGAGAGCCGGAACCCCGAUUAUCAGUGCAGUUGCAAAUACUCGCAGUCGAACACCAAUCAAGGGUCCAGUUGUAGCUACAACACCCAAGAACGAUGUGCUUAAGGGUGUACCACCGUCCACAAUCGGUGACGCAAAACUCCGUGGUCGGUCCGAACAGAAUGAAUUUUUAGUCCGGUCAAGGCGGGCAGGCAUGUCAUACAAGACGAUUCGUUCCAGCGGAAAAUUUACAGCUGCGGAAUCCACGCUCAGAGGUCGCUUUCGCACCCUAACUAAAGACAAGAAAGAUCGAGUUAGGAAACCAGAAUGGACAGAAAAUGAUUUACGACUAUUGAGCAAAGCGGUAAAGGAAAUUGGGCGUGGCAUGAGUGACGGCUCGGAGCCACAAGGAGAGUGGAAGAAAGUCGCUGAGUACAUCGCUGAUAACGGGGGAUCGUAUCGUUUUGGUAAUGCCACCUGUCGAAAACGGUGGGUUGCACUAAAAAAUGCUGACGAAGGGACGUGA